AUGCUGGCGCCUUCAUUCGCUUUACUGCUGCUCUCUGCUGUGCAGAGCACCACCGCAGCUCUUACCAAGUCCAACCUCGAGACCCACGUCGAUACCCUGGCCCUCGACUUCGAGUUCGGUCCCGUCAAGGAGGCCUACUGGACCAGCAUCCCUCACCACCGCAGGACUCCCUUUGCCGUCUCGCCCGACGGCAAGAGUGCUUACCUUGCCUACCUCGACAGCAGUGAGACCGAUGUCCACGUCCAGCAGGUCGACCCCACCACCUUUGCCGCCACCGGCACCACCGUCACUGUCUCUGGUGCCAAGGAGGCCGGUGGUCUGGUCGCUCACGACGAUGGUUUCGCCAUCCUUGUGAACGAGGCCAUGCCCUCGGGCACCACCAACGCCCCUCCCUCCGACACCCCUGUCGCUGUCCUCUACCGCUAUACCAGCGGCAAGCAGACCUGGAAGACCUGGCUCGGCGGCCCCGGUGUCCACGAGGCCGAUGGUCUUUCUGCUUCCCCUGACAUGAACGGAGACCUCGUCUACUCUGCCGAGGCUGGCUUGUACGGUGCUUACUUCGUCGUGACUGACUACUCUGGUGAUGCUUCCGGCCACUUUGGCGAUUCUAUCGAGUACGUCAAGGAGGACGGCACCCUGUCCACCAUCGACGGUGCUUCCAGCUCCUGGGGCUGCAGCCACAACACCGGUAUCGCUUUCGAGGCCGCUGAUGCUGCUCCCUUCGCCUCCAUCUGCGCUGAGGACCAGGGUGCCAUCUGGCUCAACACCGGUACCAGUGGUAUGACCACUGCCGGCCAGAAGAUCUCCAACGAGAACACCACCAACGGUGGCUCUGGUGAGCCCAUGGGCGGCAUGUCCGGCUCUUUCAGCGGUCUGGCUCGCUUCGGCAGCUCCUCCAAGUACAUCUUCUCCUGGGUCUCCCGCGGUGCCAAGGACGUCGUCAUCAACGACUGGAUGGGCGACGGCUACACUCACGUCACCAACCGCACCAACAACCGCAACAUUGCCAUUUCCGUCAUGAGCGACAAGAGCACCCUUGCCGGUGAGCAGGCCACUUCCACCGUCGGUUCCACCGAUGGCGACAGCCAGGUCAACUGGAUCAAGCAGGGCGACAACGACUGCCAGAACGCCCACGUCGCCACCUUCGGCGAGGCCAACGCCCUCGUCACUUGGGAGGAGGCCGCCAACCCCGUCUGCCCCGUCAUCGCCAUGGGCUGCAUGGGUGAGUUCCAGGGCACCUUCUUCCAGCAGGUCGACAGCACUGGCGCCAAGGUUGGCGACGCUUUCAGCGCCACUGACGUCUACGUUGCCGGUGACAUGGUCACCAUGAGCGACGGCCGCAUCUGCUGGCCCUACGUCUCCAUGACCUGGGAUGUCUCGACUGCCGUUUCCUACGGCGGUUCCACCUCCACCUCCAAGAAGAUGUCUUUCGCCUGCAUGUCCCUUGACGGCAGCAGCAGCAGCAGCGCAGGUGCGUCCUCGGCCGUAACCCAGGCUUCUUCCAGCACCCCGGCCGCCGCCGUCUCCAGCGCCGCCUCCAGCGCCGUCUCUACCCCCGAGGCGUCGGCCACCACCGAGGCCGCUGGCGUGAUUGCGGAGGCCUCUUCCUCCACUACCCCCGUUGCCCCGGCCACCCCCACCACUCUCCAGACGCAGACUCGCUCAUCCACGCAGGUCGACGUUCCCUCCACCGCCGCCGCCACGAGCGUCGCGCCCACGGCGGCCGUCAGCUCUGAGGCCGCCGGUGUCGCUGAAAGCACCGCCGCCGCCGCCACCACUGCCACCGGCGGCUGGGGCAACUGGCCUUCCUUCACCCCCGGCGCCGCCUGGCCCACCUCUUUCCCUGGCUUCGGCACCAACAAGGGCACCUCCAACACCGAUACCGACGCGACCUCGUCGUCGUCGGUCGAUGGCGCCUCCACCGAGGAGGAGGACGGCCCCUGUGCCGUUGAGUACGUCUACGUUUAG
This is a messenger RNA of Diplodia corticola, 1968 nucleotides long. Its product is annotated as muc1 extracellular alpha glucan glucosidase-like. NCBI's taxonomy places the organism in Eukaryota, Fungi, Ascomycota, Dothideomycetes, Botryosphaeriales, Botryosphaeriaceae. The record is from RefSeq and is a predicted model, not a curated record. Bases 1 to 1968 code for a protein of 655 amino acids. The transcript has a single exon.